GAGCAGAGACAGGCGCGGAAAAAUGCAUCGUUGUGAGUCUGAAGUCUGAAGUCUGAGUCUGAACCGAAAGGCAAAGUUAAACAUGUCAGCCGCUUCUUCUUCUUAUUCUUCAAACUGUUCACGUCUCUGCCGUCUGAUCGACAACUCUCUCCAUCAAUUCACGGUUCAUCAUACAUACCACUCUCACUCCACUUCUGUUUCUUCUUUACCCAAACACAAAGACAAAGACAAACAGAUUCUGAUUGCUCUUUCUGAGGUCUUGAAACAAAUUCAGCUUUGGACUUCAAAACUCAAUGCCGACUACUCUCACAAUGUUAAGGACUUGGAAUCGGCUUCGUGCUCAGGUGGAUGUGCAUCACAUUCUGACGACGACAAUCACUGUUUGGCUAACAUUGUAGCUCACUUGAUAGUUUUGCUUACUUUGGAGAAUCAAUAUAUUCAACAUCUGGCAGGCAAUGUCCUUAGUUUCAUUUCCGAGUUUGUUGCGACAUCCAAAACCAACUGGGAUGGAUUCAUUCAUUUGGUGUGUGUUUGCUUGGAAUUGGCUAUCAAUAACACACUUUCAUAUCCUUCUGCACCAUCAAGUAGUGAAGCUGAAGAUUUUAAUUCCGAUUCAUCGAAGUUUGAUGAUGUCAUAAGACCAAGACUGACAAAUGCUAACUGGUGCACAGUGGCUGGCAUCAUCCGAGUUUUACGUAAUAUAUUGAAAUAUUUGAAGCGAGAAGACGAUGAUCAACUUCUUGAAGUGUAUUUAAAUUCUGUAGAUUCUUGUCUUUCAAAUGUGCAUUGGGAUUUAUUUGAAGAGGUUCAUGUUGGUCAGAACAGUGUCACUCAGAAGAAUUUUUGUGCGGAUGCCUUAUUUUUCAGAAACAUCAGUGGGUGUCAUGAGCCAAGCAUCAUUUUUCUUGGAAAUUUUCUUCAGCUACUUUGUUCACUGGUUGAUGAAAGUGAUUUCGUGGAAGCUGCAGGUGGUUGCAUAGAUAAGCACCCAAUUCGUUAUAAAAUCAUUAACCUUGUGCCUAAAGUUUUAUACUGGUGCCUUGGCAAGGAAGGAGAUUAUGUUGAUACAUGCAUCUCUCAGUACUUUAGACACAAGUUAUUGGUGCUAAUGAUCAGGCUUAGUUUUCAAACAUGUCUGGAAUGUUCCACUCUUGUUUCAUGGUUGCAGCUUCUUCAUACUUACUUUCAAGAGCUUUUGUGGCAACCCAUAACCCAAGCUGAGUCUUCUCUGGAUGAUUGUCUAGAAGGCUCUCCAUUUUUUAUUUGUAUUUCUGAUGGAGAAACACAUCUGCAUUCACGCCAUAUACAGAGGCAGACUAUUUUUCUUUUCUUAAAAAUCUCCUUCACUUUGAUAAGUCUGAAAGAAAACAAUGAGAAGCAAUGUCUGUGUGCAACUCCGGACUCAUGCAUAACGUAUGAGUCAAAUUCAGGCCUGGAAUGCUGCUUUAGGAAGAAGGGUUUGUUAGAGCUCCAUAAGUGGCUUCAAGGGCAUUUUCCAACUGAAACAUUUUUGGACCAUGAAAUGUAUAUGGAAAGAUGUGUAAAUUUUGCCUCAUCCUUACUCCAAUUAUUUAUGCACGAGGAUGAUAUUUUAUUUAAAAUGCUCUUGCAACUGCUUGGCAUACCUUUUUGCACAGAGCAACAGUAUCACAAAGAGAAAGGGACAUUUCAGGAUGUAAAAGAAGAUAUUCCUUUCCAUGUUUCAAAUGUUUUUAGUCCCAUAUGCCUGUUCCAUCUAUUUCUUUUGAAGUUACACUAUGAUCAUGAAGUUCUUCUUGAUUACCUUAUAUCUAAAGAUAUGGGAAUCAGUUGUGCAGAAUAUCUUUUAAGGUGCUUGCGUAUAAUAUGUGACUCAUGGAGCUUAUUUGUGGAAUUUUCAUUUAAUGGGAAAGUUAUUAAUCAAUCUUCUUGCAAGAAAAGAAAAGUUUCAUUGGAUGGCUCAAAUUUUGGGGCAGAUGUAACUCCUAUGCUUGUGAAAAACAAUGGAAUUAUCACAUCACAGGAGAAGGAAUAUAAGAGAGACCAUAGAUAUGGAAGUCAGCACUAUAUAACAAAGCCAUAUGAAGAAGCAAAAGAGUGCUUGCUUUCAUUGAGAAAUUCUGUUGAAAGUCUUCACAAGAAGAACCUCUUUCCAUAUAAUCCCAAAGUGCUUUUGAAACGUUUCACAAGAUUUCAGGAGCUCUGCUUCAAGUAAGAGAAAUAUUAUUGAGGCAUUACUUAGGAGCUUGAACCCAACAAACUUCGCAGAGCAUCAUUUAUUUCUUUGGAGUAAUGUCAGCUAGAUGGCUUAGCUGUUCCAGAUGUUUCAGAUGAAUAUGUUUACUAGUGAUGGAAAGAUAUCCAGGCAACUGGGACACAAUUGAAAAGAGAUAUCCAGGCAACUGGGACACAAUUGAAAAGAGAACUUUAAAGCUCAUCUCAAGUCUCUGUGCGAUAUUCUUGCAGACGUUCUGUUGCGUUGUUUGAUUUUACCAAUUGAAUGAAUAUUGAGCAGUGGAUGAAGAGGAGUAAGAGCCACCUGACUGCAACAGCCAGUUGAGGUAGUUUACAGUUAAAUCCUGUUAUAUAUAAUCUGUUUAGUUUUCUACGGUUUUCCUAAAAGAUGAGUAAAAGGGAAAGAAUGAAUUGUAUUGCAUCAUUGAGCAGAAAAUGUCCGCAUAUCCAAGUGGAUGCUUGCAUGAAAAGCAAGGAAUGCAGAAGCUAGAGAAAAGAAGUAGAAAGAAUGAGAGAAUAAUGUAUCUCUAACUAUUUUGUAAUCUGUACAGGUAUGAUAUAUAUGCAAGAUGUAGGCUAACUGCACUGACCAGAGAGCUCAAACUAGUAACAAAUUUGUAACUGAUGCUUACAAACUCUACAUUUAACUAAUUUAACUAAUCUUCAGUUUUCUUUACACGGUAGGACUUAUAAUACAUUCUAGGUCUAAACAGCAUGUCGUCAAUAUCAAAGGAACCAUCUAUUUAGAAGACUAAAAAGGACUUGUAGUUGUAGCAGAGAGUGCUUUACUUGAUUCGGCCUCUAGCUUAUCUUCAACAUCUGGUUUAACAAUGCUAAGACACGACUUAUACAUUCCUUGAGUAUUGUACCCACAAAUGUAGAUGUCAUGAAAAUGUUAAAAUUAAAAGUUAUUACAAAUUUUCCAACAAAAUGUUUACAAAGUUGUGUGUGGAUAAUUUAGCUCAAAAUUCAUUAUCAGAAAAACAGAG
Quercus lobata is the source of this 3203-nucleotide messenger RNA. Its product is annotated as golgin. The record is from RefSeq and is a predicted model, not a curated record. NCBI's taxonomy places the organism in Eukaryota, Viridiplantae, Streptophyta, Magnoliopsida, Fagales, Fagaceae. The transcript is spliced from 10 exons. The coding region runs from base 83 to 2194 and encodes 703 amino acids.